AUGAUAGAGUCUAACAGAUUAUCCUACUUGAGAUUGAACCAGACAAGUUUGAGGUCUGAUAGCUACGACUCUAUCAAGCAAGCGGAAGACCAAGGUGUUGUUGAAAUGGAGGAACAAGGCAAUAAAUUUCUACUACCUGCGAGUUUCACUGGUGGACCAAGAUACAUGAGGGAGUUGUAUUUUGACGCCAUGGCCAUUUGUAGACAUCAUGGAUUUCCAGAUCUUUUCAUUACUUUUACAUGCAAUCCUAAAUGGCCAGAAACUGAUCAAGGAACUUAUUACAAGGGAACUCGCAGGGACCCGUUGAUGAUAGGAUUUUGUGUGGAUGUGAUAAGAUAUGAGGUGGAAUGCAAACAGGGUGAAUAA
Messenger RNA from Microthlaspi erraticum, 366 nucleotides. The record is from the annotation of a GenBank genome assembly. NCBI's taxonomy places the organism in Eukaryota, Viridiplantae, Streptophyta, Magnoliopsida, Brassicales, Brassicaceae.